AUGGCCGACUCGCUCAAGUCGUUCCAGGUAUCCAUAUCCCUCCCCUCCCCUUCCCACAGAAGCUCCCCACACCGCCGUCGAGACAUGUACUGACGGCCAUCUCCUCUCCUUCCCCAGGCGACAUUCGAACAAAUCAUCCUCGACCCCCGAUACAAACAACCCCUCGUCCUCCUCAAAGCCAUCCGCAAUGGCGCCGUCUACGGCACCAAAGUCCGCUUCCCCCACGCCCUCGUCAUGAUCUUCCUCUUCCGCUCGGGCACCGUCCGCGAGAAGAUCGCCCUCGUCUUCAAGGCCACCCGCCAACACGCCAUGAACCUCGCCAAAUUCGCCCUCCUCUACAAGUCCUCCAUCCUCGCCCUGCGCAAGACCAACGGCGGCAAGGAACUGCCCAUUCACAAUUUCCUCGCCGGGCUGUUUGGUGGUUACUGGGUCUUCGGACACGGCAAAGGAGCGGCGAGUAGUGUGAAUCAACAGAUCGUCAUCUACGUCUUCGCACGAGUCGUCCUGGCCUUGGCCAAGUUGGCCGUGCAACCGCCCGGCGACAAUGCCCUGGUAGGGAGCCAUUACGGCGGACACGGCGGCAUCGGCUUCCUCAACCUCUCCGAAGAGCAGGUCCAGACGAUUCGGAAAUUCGCAUGGCCCGUGUUCGCCAGCAUGAGCUGGGCGAGCGUCAUGUGGCUGUUCGAGGGAUACCCGGAAACGCUGCAACCCAGUCUUCGGAGCAGCAUGACAUACAUGUACGUCGUCGGACUGUUUCCUUUCCUCGUCCGUCUCGUUAUUGCAGUUCUUGACCUUUUUUUUGGAUCCUUCCCCAUGCUGCUGACACAGGGCUGACGACCACUUUCCCUUCCCAUAGAUACACGAACGCGGAAAAAUGGGAUUCUCCUCGCAAUUUCUUGUGGCACAACAAGUAAAAGAAAGAAAGAAAGAAAGAAAGAAAGAAAGGAACAGUGACCGGAGAGCUCCAUUUGGACCCCCCUCCUCCUAUAUACCUCACCAUUUUUGUUUGCCGCAUAGCGAGGCGUUUGAUAUCUUGGGAAACACGGCCGAUCGGGAUUGUAGAUAACUACGUGUCUUGGAAACCACAGACCAGGCACGCCGCAAUUUGAUGUCGCUAUUUGUUGCAUUCUUUGCGCGCACUAAUUUUAUUUUUCUCUCUCUUUUGCCUAUUCCGUCACUGACCGAGCUCUUUCUCUAGCUUCGCCAACUCCGAGCACUGGCAUAGUCUGGACUCCUUCAUCUGGCAGUACGCUCAGCCGGCUCUCCCUUCGAUGCCCGGCACGCCCUAG
Messenger RNA from Lecanosticta acicola, 1289 nucleotides. The record is from the annotation of a GenBank genome assembly. NCBI's taxonomy places the organism in Eukaryota, Fungi, Ascomycota, Dothideomycetes, Mycosphaerellales, Mycosphaerellaceae.